Messenger RNA from Medicago truncatula (barrel medic), 777 nucleotides. RefSeq lists its product as uncharacterized. The record is from RefSeq and is a predicted model, not a curated record. Gene Ontology annotation, molecular function: nucleic acid binding; RNA-DNA hybrid ribonuclease activity. The coding region runs from base 1 to 777 and encodes 258 amino acids. The transcript has a single exon. NCBI's taxonomy places the organism in Eukaryota, Viridiplantae, Streptophyta, Magnoliopsida, Fabales, Fabaceae.
AUGGAGUGUCAUUGGUCAAAGCAGAUAUGGUUUGCUUCCUCUUUAGGUGUGGUAUUUAAUUCACAUGAGUCCAGGUAUGUUCCUUUUCAUAAGUGGUUAAAGGAAAAUAUUAUUGAUGUCGAUGAGGAUAUUAUAGCCCAUGUUCUGGCCUUGUGUUAUGAGAUAUGGUGUGCUAGAAAUAAGAAAUGUUUUGAGGGGAUUGAUGUUGAUUUGGCUGCCAUUAUUCAAAAGGCACAACGAUCUAUUGGGAAUUUUAAGAGUGCUAGUACGAUGUUGGUGGAUACACUAAGUGGAGGUCCAAUUUUGCCAAUUUCUGAUGUUCAUUGGACACCUCCUUUUAGUGGUUUCUAUAAGCUUAAUGUUGACGCAGAAAGUCCGAUAGAGGGUGAUAAGUGGGGUAUUGGUGUUGUGGUGAGAGAUAAUGAAGGUGUUGUCGUUGAUGCUAGUUAUUGGCAAGUCUUUUCAUUACCAAAUUCAGAGGUUGCAGAAUCCUUAGCUAUGCGGAAGGGUUUGGAAUUUGCAAAUGACAUGUCUUUUCUGAAUCUUAUAGCAGAAUCAGAUGCUUCUAAUGUGGUUUUAGCGUUAAAUGCUCACCAACAACCUCCCAACUAUGUUGGCUCUAUUAUUCGAGAUUGUAUAAGUAUUAAGGGUAGUUUUCGUAGUUUAAUUUUUUUGCAUGUUAGGCGUGAAGCCAACCAAGCUGCUUAUUAUUUAGCUAAAUAUGCUCUUAAGAAUUUAAAUUGCAUAUGGGUCGAAGAAACUCCGUCUUAUAUUUAA